GCGCUCAGUUGUACGCUAUCCACCCACGCUUUCGCACACGCACACGCGCCUCGCUUAGUGUAACAUGUAAUAAUAUAAUAUAUAGAAUAGCUCACCACCCCGUAUACAUAUAAAAGCACGUUUUGCACACCUUACAAAGCACAGCUACGACACUCACGUGUGCGCUGUACUGCGCUUCGGUUAUUUCUGUUGUUGUUGCUACUGUGGUUUUUGUUUUUACCGCUGCUGCUGCUGCUGCUGCUCCUACUUAUUACUAGACAAUAACUUUUUAGACUGGCCUUAUUCAAUUCUAUAAGAAAAUAGAGAAAAAGAAAAAAUACUAGAUUUCGACGAUAAGCUUUUAUACAAUAGUGCUACCGUAUAUAUAUAUACCUGCAGCAGUGGCAGCAGCGGCAGUGGCAGCUGCACUUUUUAUCGCAACCCGAGCGGCGAGCUACCGCUGGAGCCAGUAAAAGCUACCACGUCCAGCGGAUACUGCUGCAAUAAUGCCCAAGUUCAAAAUGAAGCUGGCUCGCAGGCAGACAGUAGCGAGCGCGACAAUUACUGAUUGCGCCGUCAUCGCCACGAGCUCUCGAAUACCGAAUAAUCGUCGUCAUCGUCGCGCGGAAAUCGUCCGCCGCUUCAGCAGCAGUCAUUAGUCCAGCAACAACGACGACGACGACGACGACGACGCGUCAACGCGUAAAAUUCACUCGCUCAACGUCGUCGAUUGCAUCACUGCAAUUAUACGAAAGAACUUAACAGCAUGUCGGGGACAAAUUUGCAUAUUGCAGAUACCAGCCCAACGCGCCAACCAAGACAAAACAGAACUUUCAGCGUCGGACUGCCCGCACGGAGCUCUUUGUUUCCCGAUGGAUUGAUGCCUGCUGGAGAUAGCAUUGUGCCACCACCCUUGCCCCGACGACAUUCAGCAACACCGGCAGACGUGAAACCACCAAUACCAAAGCGCAGCCGAAACGAGCGGCCAAUACCGUUAGUCAUUCCACCACCAGAAUCGCCGCCACCGCAGCAGCAACAGGUUCAAGAAAAACAACAACAACAACAACAACAACACGACCUCGCGAGAAGCCAAUCCUGGAAAGAGGCUGCCAAUGCUGGCCCCUUCGUCAAUACGCUGUCCGAUUCGAACAACGAGUGCGAGUCGGACGAGAACAUCGCGCUCAAUCAAGCCUCGAAAGAUCUCGGCAAGAAGCUUCAGAGCAUCAGCGGCAAAAGCUCGCACGGCUCUAGGCGCCAGCAGCAGCAGCAACAGCAGAAUCUCAGAAGUAAUAGAUCGCCCAGGAGGGGUCAGCGCUCGCCGACCAACAAGAGGCAGCAGCAGCAAUUUCAGCAGAGAUCGGCCGACGACGAGGACGAGGACGACUUCGAUCCGAGAAUCUCCUCGACUCCGUACUACAAGCAGCUCGCUCACGCACAAGCCUACAAUGCCGCGGGAAGGAUCUACGAGAACAAUCUGUGCUCGCACUUGGCGGCUGGUCGAUUUCAGGAAUGUUCCACCGGCAAGCACGAGCUUAACGAUGCUACUACGACGCGCUGCAUCGCCAAAACUCAAGACAAGUCGCUGGCGGGGAUGGCGUCGGCGGCUGCGGCAGAGGCCAAAGCUACGCAAACGAAUCUGCCACCGCCUCUGAGUUCCAUCUGCGCGAUAAAUUCGGCGGCGGCGGCGACAUCGAAGCCCGUGAACGCGCGACAAGACAGCAAUGUCUCCUCGGACAGCUUCAGCCAGACGAGCUCGCCCAGCUACACGUGCAAGACCAUGGAGACGCCUCUGCUGCCCCAGAGGCAGCAUCAUCAUCAGCAGCAUCAGCAGCAUCAGCAGCAUCAUGCUAAUGGAAAAGUUCCCGGUCGAGCUCUGCCGGUCGAGCAAGAAAAUCCACCGGGCAGUCCGAUAACCAAAUCGAUGAGCACACCGGCGAGUCUGCAGGCCAUCGUCAGAUUCGAAAACGAAGGGAACAUGGCUAUGCAUCAUCACAUAAUGCGAGAGACCAGGCGCCCGAGUAGUCACUACGUUACGCGAGGCAGAUUGCGCUUCAGAUUCGCUCAAGUCAUCGCCAACGCGUUUGCUCUCAUGUUCAUGGCGGGCGGCUUGGCUGUCUACUUCAGAAUGUAUCCAAACGUAUCACCCAAAUACAACAAAACCGUUGAGCCGACCAUCCCCGAACCAACAAUGCCGUCGGUACCAGAGAAUCCAGCUCCGGGAGUAUGUUUGCCGAUUAUCGUGAGCUUCUGUCAAUAUCCACAGGUUCCGUACAACUACACGGUUUUUCCCAACUGGAUGGGAAAUUUCAGACAACGCGACGCCCAGCAAGAACUCGAGCACUACGACGCCUUGAUCGACGUUCGUUGCUACGAACUCGCCGCUCUAUUCUUGUGCACUAUAUUUAUACCUAAAUGCGGAAGAAUGAAUGGACAAGCGGUUCGACCCUGCAGAAGUUUGUGUUAUGAAACUAAACGUCGUUGCGGUUUUUUCAUGGACGUGUUUAAUCUGCCUUUACCUGCAUACAUGGAAUGCGAUUUGUUUCCCGAAAGUCCCGAUUCCAAUGUCUGCGUGGGACAUCACGAAGUCAUCGAAGCAGCAAAAAGAGCAGCAAGGCCAAUGUGCUUGAGCGGCUUCCAGUGCGACGAGAAGCGCUGCAUACCGCUGGACUGGCGCUGCGACGGCCACGUCGACUGCGAGGACCACAGCGACGAGAUCGGCUGCGGCGAGUGCAGCGACAGCGAGCGCACCGGCCUCGCGGCCAUCAGCUCCAAGGGCGGCGGCGGCAAGAGCGUGGCCAACAGCCUGAAGAGCGUCCUCGCGCAGGCCUCGCUGCACUGCGGCGAGCGCCGCUGCAUGUCGGCCACCCAUCUCUGCGACGGCGUGCCCGACUGUCCCUGGGCUCAGGACGAGCGCAAUUGCCUUAGAUUAAGCGAAGUGAACGGAGACACGGGCAAAGGUCGAUUGGAAGUGUACAACGCGCAUAAAGGAAGGUACAUGUCAGCCUGUGUGUCGCGAUGGACGCCGGCGACAGCCAGAGAUAUCUGUGGACUUUUGGGAUACACGAAUGUUGACUCAUUUAGGUAUUUGAUGGCAGAAAGCAAUGUAACGCUUAAUCCAGCACCCGUAGAAACAUCUCCUAAGCUCUGGUAUCCGACUCCAAAGAGCUCUAGAAAUUUACUCCGUGAAUUUCAAGAAUGCACGGACGAGAAAGAUUACUCCACAAUUGAUCUUACUUGCUCCAACUAUGAAUGCGGUAAAAGGCAGAAUUAUGGAAAUUUGAAAGCGCGCAAGAAGAGAAUCGUGGGCGGUGUGGAAUCAGCACCAGGUGACUGGCCAUUUCUUGCCGCUUUGCUAGGUGGUCCGGAGCAAGUGUUUUACUGCGCCGGGGUUUUGAUUGCCGAUCAAUGGGUUUUGACGGCUGCCCAUUGUGUUGGCAAUCAUUCCGACACCUCUGGUUGGACGAUACAGUUGGGUAUCACAAGACGUCACGCUCAUACUUAUCUUGGUAAGAAGAUGAAAGUAAUGAGAGUUAUCCCUCAUCCCAAUUACAAUGAAGGAGUACCACACGAUAAUGAUGUUGCUCUUUUCCAACUGGAGCACAGGGUCGAAUUUCACGAUCACUUACGACCCAUUUGUUUACCACCAGCCAAUUCAGAGCUAAGAUCGGGCACUUUUUGCACCGUGAUAGGAUGGGGCAAAAAAGAAGAUACUGAAACCUCGGAAUACGAACCGGCAAUUAAUGAAGUCGCAGUACCUAUAUUAGACCGAGAAAUUUGUAACACCUGGCUUCUGCACAAAGAGGUCAAUGUAACUGAGGGCAUGAUUUGUGCAGGAUACCCGGAGGGUGGAAAGGAUGCGUGUCAAGGCGAUUCAGGUGGACCUCUGCUAUGUCAAUUCGAAGGCGAAGAAGAUCGCUGGUUCGUUGGCGGUAUCGUUAGCUGGGGUAUAAAAUGCGCUCAUCCGAGGCUACCCGGCGUCUACGCUUUCGUGCCCAAGUACGUACCUUGGAUCUCGAAGCAGAUCGAGGCGUACACCACCGUCAAGAAAGGAUGAGAAAAAAUGAUAAUAAUAGUAUGCAGCUAUCUAAUGAUUGAUUUACAAUUACCUUCAAUAUAUGCAAUCACAGAAUUACAAAAGAAGUAAGUACAAAUAACGAUGAAUUCGCGUUAAAAAGUUGAUAUUUUGUUAUCAUCGAACGAAAGUAUUUUUAUACUGUUAAACAAAAAAACAGAAGGCGUAGAGAGAAAUUACUAUAUGAAAAAAACUAUAUUUAUUUGUCGCGAACUUUCUUGGUUACUGAGAGAGAGAGAGAGAAAAAAAAACGGGGCAAGAGCAAAAAUAUUUCCUACAUUGUUUACAGACGAGACUAUCUCUCAUAUAUAUUAUGAAAAUGAAAACGAUAAAUAUAUGAUAAAUAUAUAUGCUGGUCACA
Trichogramma pretiosum is the source of this 4412-nucleotide messenger RNA. RefSeq names its product atrial natriuretic peptide-converting enzyme-like. The record is from RefSeq and is a predicted model, not a curated record. The coding region runs from base 746 to 4033 and encodes 1095 amino acids. Gene Ontology annotation, cellular component: membrane. NCBI's taxonomy places the organism in Eukaryota, Metazoa, Arthropoda, Insecta, Hymenoptera, Trichogrammatidae. Gene Ontology annotation, biological process: proteolysis. The transcript has 20 exons. Gene Ontology annotation, molecular function: serine-type endopeptidase activity; protein binding.